Desarmillaria tabescens is the source of this 2112-nucleotide messenger RNA. RefSeq names its product cytochrome P450. Lineage: Eukaryota; Fungi; Basidiomycota; Agaricomycetes; Agaricales; Physalacriaceae. The record is from RefSeq and is a predicted model, not a curated record. The coding region runs from base 312 to 1991 and encodes 559 amino acids. The transcript has 12 exons. Gene Ontology annotation, molecular function: iron ion binding; monooxygenase activity; heme binding.
UUUGAAGAUCAACACUCGGGAAAGUUACAAGACACUAGGUCCAGAUGUCCAGGGUUCAGUGUGGCUAUCUCAUAGACAGGAUCUUAGCCGAUUUUCAGUGACGAGCACUGCAUUGGUUACCCAAGUGGACCCUAUGACAUCACCGCCUAAAAGAACAUUCAACGUUACGAGAAACUCUCGUGGUCUAUCCGCCAAUAGGACAACUCCUUAAUAUGUCCCAUGAAGCUAGCUAACAUACGGGUAUUCAAUGCCCGACCGAUAGCUCUAUAUAUUUGGCUCGAUUCUUGUUCGGAACCAACGUCUUCGUCCAAAUGACCGUCACAGAGUGGACUACUUCGUUCUACAUAUUCGCCCUCUUCCUUUGGGUGGUGCUCAGGUUGAAGAGGAUUGGAAGCCGCGAGCCAGGACUUCCUCCAGGACCUCCGACUGUACCCCUGCUCGGGAACUUGCAUAUUUUUCCUGCGGAAUAUGCGCACUAUAGAUUCACGGAUUGGGCGAGAAUUUACGGUGAUAUUUACUCACUCAAGGUCGGACCUGGUACGGUAAUCGUUAUCACAAGCGCGGCAGCAGUGAAAGAGUUAAUGGACAAGCGAAGCGCCUCCACCGCAGACAGGCCACCAAACCACAUGGCAGACGUCGUUGCCGGUGGCUCGAACAUGGUGUUGUCACGAUACUCGGAUGUGUGGAGGGUGCUUCGCAAGAACGCUCACGCGGUGCUGACUCCCAAAGCUUCCCUUGAGCACGUUCCCAUCCAGAGUGCAGAGGCCACGCAGCUUAUGUAUGAUAUAUUGCAAACGCCUGAGGCCUUCUAUACCCACGUUCGCCGGUACUCCAGCUCCACCAUACUCUCCAUCACCUACGGAAAGCGAUGCCUGCGCUACGAAUCUCCUGAGGCGACAUUGUUCUUUAAAGCACAACAUUUAUGGGAGCUCGUGCUGGAACCUGGAGCGCAUCCCCCUGUAGAUCUUUUGCCUUUCUUACAGCACCUUCCGGGAGCGUGGAAAAGUCUUUGCAAAGAAGCCAGACGGCUACAGCGCCAAUUGUAUUUCGGUUUACUUGACGAGUGUCAGGCAAGACUUCAGCAUGGCCAGGAGAACGGGUGCUUUAUGGAAAAGGUUCUACAGAAUCAAGAACUCCUUGGCUUGAACCGUGAAUUAGCAGGGUAUCUUGGAGGCGUUCUCAUCGAAGGCGGUUCAGACACAACAUCCUCGUUCCUGCAGUCUCUGAUCCUAGCUCUUGUGGCAUUCCCUGAAGCGCAACGAAAGGCCCAGGAAGAAAUGAACAAGGUUGUGGGUGAUCAAAGGUUGCCCACGCUCGACGAUUUCGCCGAUCUACCUUAUAUACAGGCUAUCAUCAAAGAGGUCUGUUUACCUUCGAAGUUGCCAACGGGUCGGUUUCCUCAUGUACCCUUUCUCUGGCAGACCCAUCGGUUUAGACCGGUCGCUCCCGUCGCUAUUCCUCAUGGGAUGUUGGCGGCCGAAGAGUAUCGUGGGUAUAUGAUACCGAAAGGCGCAACAAUCUUCGUCAACACAUGGGGGAUAUUCCAUAAUCCAGAUGUAUAUGACGAACCCGAGGUCUUCAAUCCAGACAGGUAUUUGUUAACAGAGCAUGGAACGAAGCCGGGUGUGGAUGACAGCCACUUCCGCUCGACUCUUGUAUUCGGAAGUGGUAGGCGCAUAUGUCCUGGAAUGCAUCUUGCCAACCACUCCUUGAUGAUCAACACCAUGAACCUCAUCUGGGCCUUCCAGUUCUCUCCUACGAAAGAUCCUGUGACUAGUGCAACCCUUCCGGUAGAUAUCUUUGCAUACGAAAAGGGAAUUCUCACCGCGCCUCGGCCGUUCCAAUGUCAUAUCGCACCACGAAGUGAAGGCAAGGUCAAUUUAAUUAAGAGAGCAUUUCUCGAUGCCGAGGAUGUGUUCGUCAAAUUCGAGAGCGGAAUAACAGCAGAAGAUAAGGAAUGGGUAGAGAAAUACAGGGCGCGUGUCAUGUAAUCAAACGAAGGGAUGUGGAGGAGUGACAGUGGCAUUGAGAAGGGCCAGGUCUUUUUGUCGCCGCUACAAUGCGCGUAACACUCUUUUUUUUUUUUUUUUCAAGUGGCAGAUGAUGAAACCU